Messenger RNA from Ciona intestinalis (vase tunicate), 1517 nucleotides. The record is from RefSeq and is a predicted model, not a curated record. Lineage: Eukaryota; Metazoa; Chordata; Ascidiacea; Phlebobranchia; Cionidae.
UCAAGAUUUUCUCGUAAAAAAUAUUGGACAUUUAUCAGGUAUUAAGAUUAGUAACAAGAUAAUAUUUGUUUGAAUGUAAGUGGUGUCGAAUUCUGUUUUAGCUUGGCCAUAUUCAUUCUACAUUGGUUUGAGUCGUACUGGUCCAAAUACAUUGCAAUGGUCGGAUGGUACAACAACUGAUAAAUCGGUCUUCACUAAUUGGGAUGGUCUUGAUGACGACUACGAUUCCAGUAAACUCUGUGUUACUGUGGGAUGGAAAGAUGGUUUGAAUGAUUUUAAAUGGAAGAUUGAACAUUGUGAUAAAAGAAUAAAUAUUGCAGCAAAACAUCGUUAUAUUUGUCAAAGUAAAUUUAUUAAUUUAAUAUUUUUAUUUUAAAUUGUAUAAACGCUUAGUAAAUUAAGUUUAUAUAAUUGAUUGUUGUUUUGUGAAUUGAACUAUUAAAAUAGGAAACAUACCAACAACACCAAUAGCACCUACAACAACUACACUUACACCUACAUUAUUAAAAAUAACAAGUACGGCUCUUGCAACUGAACAAACAGUAACAUCAGAGGUUUCGCUGGUUUCAAUACAACAGUCAAUCGAAUCUAAGACGACCACUGAUAACAAUUUUGAUACAUUGGGUAGGUAUAAAAUCGAUAUAUAUAUAGAAUUUGCAGGUUUAGUGUAUAUAUCAGAAUCACAUUGUUCUUCGGAAAAGAACAGUUGAUUUUUAUUAAUUAUAAAGCAGUACAGCCCUAUAUCCCAUUGUAUAUUGAUAUGGUGGGAAUUUUUAAAAGUAUAGGCCUAUCAUAGUUCUUACAUUAGAGAAAUUUUAGCUAAAUGACUAUUUUAUCAGUCCAAGAGUGUCUCGGUGUUUUAGCUGUUUUGUUUGUUUACAAUUUACAGAAACAAGUUCCGCUAUAGCGAAUAUAGCACUUAUGAGCGAUACAAGCGUGAUUGGUUAUGCAAUGAUCGGUGUUGGAGCAAUAGUUGUCCUUGUAAUAUGUGGAAUAAUCUACAUCAAGUGUUACAGAAACAACAAACCUACGACUUAUAACGUCGACGAGAGAAACUCUGGUUCUGAAGAAGGCGAAGGUCCAGUUGUGGUUGACAAUGUAUUGUACGGAACAUCUGCUGAACCAAUUCAAGAUCUAUACGAAGAAGCCGACAAAGUAGAUCCCGUGUACAGUUGUGCCGAUGCCUCUGCAAGCUAUGUCGCCCCAAAUGUUGAAUUUCAUGCUGAAGCAGCGGUGUAUGAUUGCACUCCAGACAAUGCAAGCGCAGAUAAUGGUCAAAGCGAAACAGACGACAGCAGUCGUGAGGAUUCAAUAGAAGAUGUUUACGCUCAAGUUGUGAAAAAGAAAAAGACAUAAAAGAAGUAAAACAAGCUUGUAAAAUAUAUUUUAUUUCAAGGUUAAAACAAGUGUAACACUGUAUGAUUUAUGUAGUCAAUCAACAUACAUGCUUUGUUAAUGAAAAAACCUAAAAACGAACAUCUUUGUUUUUAUUGUAUUAAUCUUUUUACAGAAAUCGU